Molecule: messenger RNA, 1663 nt
Organism: Drosophila bipectinata
Lineage: Eukaryota; Metazoa; Arthropoda; Insecta; Diptera; Drosophilidae
Gene: eEF1gamma
Product: elongation factor 1-gamma
Biological process (GO): translational elongation
Cellular component (GO): cytoplasm; nucleus
Molecular function (GO): translation elongation factor activity
Source: RefSeq, a predicted model, not a curated record
GAAGAGCAACACUGACAAAAAAACUACUCGGUGAAUGAGACUUUUCUUCUUCUUCCCUGACGUUGUCUUCUUCUUUCUCUUCGGCGAAAAUCCACGAUGGUGCAAGGAACGCUGUACACUUACCCCGAGAACUUCCGCGCGUACAAGGCGCUCAUCGCGGCCCAGUACUCCGGUGCCCAGGUGAAAGUGGCCGAUAACUUCAAGUUCGGCGAGACGAACAAGUCGGCUGAGUUCCUCAAGAAGUUCCCCAGCGGCAAGGUUCCGGCUUUCGAGACCAACGAUGGAAAGACCCUGAGCGAGUCCAACGCCAUUGCCUACCUCCUGGCCAACGAGCAGCUGCGCGGAGGAAAGUGCCCCUUCGUCCAGGCUCAGGUUCAGCAGUGGAUCUCCUUCGCCGACAACGAGAUCGUGCCUGCCUCGUGCGCCUGGGUGUUCCCUCUGCUGGGCAUCCUUCCUCAGCAGAAGAACAACACUGCCAAGCAGGACGCUGAGGCUGUGCUGCAGCAGCUGAACCAGAAGCUGCUCAACUCUACCUUCCUUGCCGGUGAGCGCAUCACUCUCGCCGACAUCAUUGUGUUCAGCAGCCUGCUCCACCUGUACGAGUACGUGCUGGAGCCCAGCGCACGCAGUGCCUUUGGUAACUUGAACCGUUGGUUCGUCACCAUCCUCAACCAGCCCCAGGUGCAGGCCGUCGUUAAGGACUACAAGCUGUGCGAGAAGGCCCUGGUCUUCGAUCCCAAGAAGUACGCCGAGUUCCAGGCCAAGACUGGAGCCGCCAAGCCCCAGCAGCCGCAACAGCAGAAGCAGGAGAAGAAGCCCAAGGAGAAGAAGGAAGCCGCUCCCAAGAAGGCCGCCGAGCCUGCCGAGGAGCUGGACGCCGCCGACGAGGCCCUGGCUCUGGAGCCCAAGUCCAAGGAUCCCUUCGACCUCCUGCCCAAGGGCACGUUCAACUUUGAUGACUUCAAGCGCGUCUACUCCAACGAGGAUGAGGCCAAGUCGAUUCCCUACUUCUUUGAGAAGUUCGACGCCGAGAACUACUCCAUCUGGUUCGGAGAGUACAAGUACAACGACGAGCUGUCCAAGGUGUUCAUGUCGUGCAAUCUGAUUACCGGCAUGUUCCAGCGUCUGGAUAAGAUGCGCAAGCAGGCCUUCGCUUCCGUGUGCCUGUUCGGCGAGGACGGCAACAGCACCAUCUCCGGAGUGUGGGUGUGGCGCGGACAGGAUCUCGCCUUCACCCUCUCGCCCGACUGGCAGAUCGACUACGAGGUCUACGACUGGAAGAAGCUGGAUGCCAAGAGCGAGGAGACCAAGAAGCUGGUCACCCAGUACUUCUCCUGGGCCGGCGCCGACAAGGACGGCCGCAAGUUCAACCAGGGCAAGAUCUUCAAAUAAACACCACCUCACUCCCUCCCGCUCACAGACCAAUCAUAACAAACAGCAGCAGCAACAAUAAAGUUUGAGAUUCAAAUGCACGAUGCCUAUUUCUUAAGUUCCAACCAAGCUAAGAUAGUGUCCUACAAAAAAUAUCCGUCGUAUUGUGUUGUUCUCGCCUUCUGACUGGAGAAUUGUGGUGGUUAGGAUGCCCUACGAUAUUGUCAACGGAACAGCGGCGCCUGCAGCCCGAAAAUAAUUUAUAAAAAAUAAACAGUUUUCUAUUAAUUAA